AUUAAUUAAACAGUGGAAUCAUGGAUUCAAUUGUUUAUGAUUGUCCAGAUGAAAAGUUAAAUAAUACAUAUAAUCAUGGCACAAGAGAUUGGUAUGAACAUUUUCGAAGUAAUAGCAAUUUAAGAUUUGAAACAAAUAUCGAUGCAAAUAAAAAAUUAAAAAACCGUGGUAGCUGGAUUUUAAAGAAAUUAAACUUAACAAAGCGUCAUAAACGAACGCCAUCAUCGAUAGUACCAUCAGCUACAAAAAAGAAAAAAUCAUUUCGGAAUUUGCGGAUGGUAUUCGAUCCUACACGAUCAUUUUACUAUCGGUGGUUAAUGGUUGUUUCACUGGCUGUAUUAUACAAUAUAAUAUUUGUAUUUGGGCGAGCAGUAUUUUGGGAAUUGAAUAAUCUAUGUCCAAUAUUAUGGUGUACCUUAGAUUAUUUUUCUGAUACAAUUUAUGUGGUCGAUACAAUAUUUCAUGCACAUGAAGGAUAUCUUGAAGAUGGAUUAUUGGUAACGGAUCCAAAAAAACUUCGUGCAAAUUAUUUUAAGUCAUCAAAAAGUUGGCGAUCUGAUUUCUUAUCAAUAAUCCCAACGGAUAUAUUUUAUAUAUGGAAUCCACCAUUUGAAUAUAAAAUUAAAGUACCUGGUGCAGUAAUAUUUCGAACAAAUCGUUUAUUUCGUGUAGCACGAUUAUGGGAAUGGUUUGAACGUACGGAAACAAUAACCGGAUAUCCAAAUAUAUUUCGAAUAUUUAAAGUUGUUUUAGCAAUAUUAGUACUUAUACAUUGGAAUGCAUGCUUAUAUUUUGGAAUCAGUUAUGCAAUUGGUUUUGGAACGGAUAAUUGGGUAUAUAAUUUAAAUGGACCUAAAAAUUCAACAUUAUUACGACAAUAUAUUUAUAGUUUUUAUUGGUCCACCUUAACAUUAACAACGAUUGGUGAAACACCUCAACCAGAAAAUGAUAUUGAGUACCUGUUUGUUGUUUGUGAUUUUAUGGCAGGUAUUUUAAUAUUUGCAACAAUUGUGGGUAAUAUUGGAUCAAUGAUAUCGAAUAUGAAUGCUACCCGAGUUGAUUUUCAAAUUCAUAUGGAUAGUGUUAAACAAUAUUUACAACUUCGAAAAGUUAGCAAAGAGUUAGAAGGUAAAGUAAUUCGAUGGUUUGCCUACACGUGGGAACAAGUAGGUGUAUUAAAUGAAGAAAGUGUCCUAGCUUCGUUACCAGAUAAACUAAAAGCGGAAAUUGCUAUACAAGUACAUUUGGAUACUUUAAAAAAAGUAAGAAUAUUUCAAGAUUGUGAUCCUGGUUUAUUAGAGCUGUUAGUUUUAAAAUUACGUUUACAAGUGUUCUCACCAGGUGAUUAUAUCUGUCGAAAAGGUGAUGUUGGCAAAGAAAUGUAUAUUGUGAAACAAGGUUGUUUGCAAGUGGUCUCGGAUGAUGGAAAUACAAUACUUGCAACGCUUGGUUCCGGUUCUGUAUUUGGGGAAGUUAGUGUAUUGGAAAUUCCGGGAAAUUGUACUAGAAAUCGACGUACAGCUAACGUUCGUUCAUUAGGAUACUCAAAUUUAUUUUGUUUAUCAAAAGAUGAUUUAUGGUCUGCGUUAGCCGAUUAUCCAGAAGCACGCGAUUCAUUAACGGAACGUGGUUGUCAAUUGUUACGAAAAGAUGGAUUGUUGGAUGAAGCAGUUUUUCAGAAAGCACAAAAAGCACAGUUGUCUUUAUCAGAAAAUUUGGAUAGAUUACAAUUAGCUGUUGAUAAUUUGCAUACUAAAUUAGUGAGGCUCUUCUCAACGUACGCCAUGAAUCAAAUUACGAUUAAACGAAUUUUAAACAGAAUUGAGAAUAGGACGGAAGAAUUUAACAUGCUAAGAAGAUCAGAUUCAGACUUAUUUUCAAAUUUUGAAAAAUCAACAACUCCACGACGCUCACUUAAAUUUCUUAGAUCAAAAGUAAAAAAUAAUAUUUUGAAUUAGAAUCUCAUUGAUCAGUGUUUAGAUACAGUAUAAGUGUUAAUCAAUUGCUCAUUUCCAUAACUUAGGCAUUCAUUUAAAAAAAUUAGUGACAUUUCAAAAAAUUAUUCUUUUAAUUUUUUACUAAAUGCAAAAGUUAUUCAUACAGAAAUUUACAAUGGAAGUGUUUUAUUAAACCAUUUAUAUUUCACGUUAAUUGAAGAAGUUGGUUCUACAGGAUGCCUGUUCGGGUGCUAAGCGGAUCUACAAUAGAAAAUCCCAUCAAA
Messenger RNA from Chrysoperla carnea, 2221 nucleotides. RefSeq names its product cyclic nucleotide-gated cation channel subunit A-like. Bases 21 to 1958 code for a protein of 645 amino acids. Gene Ontology annotation, molecular function: intracellularly cAMP-activated cation channel activity; protein-containing complex binding; intracellularly cGMP-activated cation channel activity. Gene Ontology annotation, biological process: monoatomic cation transmembrane transport. The record is from RefSeq and is a predicted model, not a curated record. The transcript has 5 exons. Lineage: Eukaryota; Metazoa; Arthropoda; Insecta; Neuroptera; Chrysopidae. Gene Ontology annotation, cellular component: intracellular cyclic nucleotide activated cation channel complex; plasma membrane.